AUAUCGAAAGAGAAGGCAUGCGGAUACUGAUACUUGUCAGCUUUUCCAUUGUUUUUGGUCUCGCCACGUCGACGGCUGUUGGUGUCAAGAAGAGCAACUGUAAGAGAGCAAAGGCGUUCGCUGUCGGAACGAAAAGUGCGAAUGGAAUCGACGCAGUAGAUUUCGAAGAUCGAACUCUCCGAAAACCGGUUCAAAAAGUGUAUUUCUGGCCGAGCCUAACCGAUUUCGAGAAGAAUGUUCUCCGAGACGCAUUCGCUCAAAUCGGGCGACGUACCUGCGUGAAAUUCGAAGAACAAGCCUACAAACCAUGGUAUCAUGCCGAUCGAUGGGAUGCAAAUUCCCCACAUGUUUUGAUUCGAAAAUCAGGGAAAUUUGCUGCAUAUUCGGAUGCAGUUGUUGAGGGAUUAGUGGAUAGAACGAUUCUUUAUGUUGCACAAUCCUCAUUUGUUACUAGUAAUUUUAAUAAUUCGAGGGGUUUGGUUAUGGAUCAGUUGGUCAGAUUUAUGGGAUUGCAGAGGGAGUUGUAUCGACCUGAUGCGGUGUCUUAUGUUCAGGCUAUCGGAGGCGGAAUUCCAAACCUCGGAACUCCGGACUACAACCCAAUCCAACUAACCUGGCCAUUCGACCCGGAGAGCAUUACAGUACCCCUUUGGGCUCGUGAAAAGUUCCGGCUCACUCCCUACUGCCCAGCAAGAAACGACGCAGAUAUCGGAGCCGGUCAACGUGUCGGGCUGCUUACCAAAUGGGAUACUGUAAAGCUGAAUAGUAUGUAUUGUCCCGAGAAGAUCGUAGACGCCGAUCCAUCACGUGGACCAUGUGUUGUUCCGAGAGCUAAGGAUUUGGAUAGUUUCAAGAAGAGGCUUUGGGCUUAUAAGAGGCUUCUAGCAAAGAAUACAAAGAAGGCGAGAAAAGCGAAAGUGGUGAAGAAGCACAAGACGGUGUAAUAUGGUGAUAAUGAUGAUCUCCUUGGCAUAAUGUGUGUAAAUAUUGAAUUUUGAGAAAUUUGUUAAUUAAUCGGGGUUUAAAUUGUGUUUAGUUUGAGCUUCCGACAUCUUCCGGGCUCCGCCACUUGCUAUACUUUUGAAGCGGCCCGCGGAACCCAGAUGAUGUCGGGUGCUUGAGUUCUCUCUAGCUGCAUCUCGUGGGAGAGAAAUGACGUCAUACAUAAUUCUUAGGCCACCAAUGACGGCACACAUCCUCCACCAGUUUUCUUGAACUCCGACUAGACACAAAUCAACCCAAAUUUUAAUAUUAUAUGUACGUUUAAUUGCUUUCAAUCUUUCUUCAUAAUAAUAAAACCUUUAUAACU
Molecule: messenger RNA, 1309 nt
Organism: Caenorhabditis elegans
Lineage: Eukaryota; Metazoa; Nematoda; Chromadorea; Rhabditida; Rhabditidae
Gene: C01F1.5
Product: Peptidase M12A domain-containing protein
Exons: 3
Coding region: 18-944 (308 amino acids)
Molecular function (GO): metallopeptidase activity
Source: RefSeq, marked reviewed